Messenger RNA from Striga hermonthica, 267 nucleotides. Lineage: Eukaryota; Viridiplantae; Streptophyta; Magnoliopsida; Lamiales; Orobanchaceae. The record is from the annotation of a GenBank genome assembly.
AUGCAUCCCCCCUUAUCGAUUCACAGGCACCCCAUGUGUGCUGAAGUUAUUGAAGAGUUCCAGAAGUGCCACAUCGACCAUCCUCUUGGGAAGUUUUUUGGUCACUGCACAAAUUUAAAAAUUAAGCUUGAUAGGUGUUUCCGUGAAGAAAAAGCUGUUAAGCGGAAGGCGAAUUUUGAAGCGAGCAAGAAGUUGAAAGAGAGAUUGAAGGCACAGAGGACGGAGAAUCGUGUGCUGGGAGAUGGAAAUAAUUUUGCACAAGCAUGA